Acanthoscelides obtectus is the source of this 479-nucleotide messenger RNA. The record is from the annotation of a GenBank genome assembly. Lineage: Eukaryota; Metazoa; Arthropoda; Insecta; Coleoptera; Chrysomelidae.
GAUAAUGCGGUUGUGAAGCAACACCUCGUCGAGGGUGUAUCACCAUACUUGUGAAUUUCUUUAGAACGCGCGAAAAGUGUGUUGUGUGUAAAAUGGCCAGCGAAGCACAGAAGAUCAUAGGAUUAUCAUUGACGAAAAUUGCACAGGGCAGGAUGCAUCGAAGUGGUGUAAAUCUACAUAAAAGUUUACUUGUUGCUACAGUGUUACAGAAGGCUAGAUACAUUUUCAUGGAAGAAGCUUAUAGUAUGGUACACUACCAACUACCUACACCUGUUCAGGCUAGACCUGUACCUAAAGAAGAUCUAACAGACACAACUAAAGAAACAGAUUCUGAAACGACGUCUGGGCCAUGUGUUUUUGCCUUGUAGAAUCCAGGUAUAAUAGGGAUCUUGAAGUGUAGCUUAGGUUCUUGAAAUCAGAUUUAUAUCCGUGGAUAUGGGUUAUUCUCGCCUUUGGAUAUUCCACUAUUGAAAAACGAC